Messenger RNA from Pomacea canaliculata, 2188 nucleotides. Its product is annotated as dimethylaniline monooxygenase [N-oxide-forming] 5-like. The record is from RefSeq and is a predicted model, not a curated record. The coding region runs from base 242 to 1867 and encodes 541 amino acids. Gene Ontology annotation, molecular function: flavin adenine dinucleotide binding; NADP binding; N,N-dimethylaniline monooxygenase activity. Lineage: Eukaryota; Metazoa; Mollusca; Gastropoda; Architaenioglossa; Ampullariidae. The transcript is spliced from 9 exons.
GCAAGCUGUUGUUACUUUUUGCGGGAAAGAUCUGUUGACAUGGCCCUAGCUGCUGAAACUAUCUAAAUAACAGGGUGAAAGCAGCCUUAUCAUCACCGCAUGUGACACCGGAUCUCAUGGACGACCAACGCCCUUGAAGGGGACAGAACCCCGGAAUGAUAAAAAUGCCUUUUUGGUAGAAGAGUUCCUUAAAGGAGGGUUACAGUAAUUCAAGUUUCUAGAAGUCUUGUAGUCGGUCGUCAUGGCCAAGCGGGUGGCUGUCAUCGGGGGAGGUGCGGCGGGCCUGGUGGCCACGAAGACGUGUCUGGAGGAGGGUCUGGAACCCACGUGCUUUGAUCGGCGGGACUCGCUGGGCGGACUGUGGGUCUUCGACGAGAAGGUGGAGGAGAACCUGUCCUGCUGCAUGUCCUCGACCAUGCUGAACACCAGCAAGGAGAUUUUGGCCUUCAGUGACUUCCCCAUGCCUAAGGAAUUCCCAAAUUUUAUGCACAACCGGCAAGGUCUCGAGUACCUCCAGAGAUAUGCUCUGAACUUUAAACUCGACAAGUUCACUCGUCUGAGCACUGAAGUGGUGAAAGUCACAAGGGCGGCGGACUUUGUCACCUCCGGGAAGUGGACAGUGAUAAGUAAGAAUCUGAAAAGCAGAGAUACGAUGACCGAGGUGUUUGACGCCGUGUUGGUGUGCUCCGGACACCAUGGUGCAAAGCACAUUCCGAAACUGCCGGGUCUUAAUGAGUUCAAAGGUCAGAUUCUGCACUCGCACGAUUACCGCAGACCGGGCGACGUCACAGGCAAGCGAGUUCUGGUUGUCGGCCUCGGCAACUCCGGCGGUGAUAUCGCUUCAGAAUUGUCCCUCUCAAAGGAGGUGAUCAUGAGCACACGGCGCGGGGCGUGGGUUUUGACCCGACAGGGGACACGGGGCAUUCCUUGGGACAUUGAAAUGUACACUCGCAUUGGCGGGCUCGUGGACAAGAUGCUUCCCGAAUCCUUGUCUCAGGCCAUUUUGGCCGCUUAUUUCUGGGCCAGACUGGACCAUGACAUGUAUGGACUUACAAGCACGGCGCUACCGAAGGGCAUCUCCGGUUUCCUCAGCGACGAUCUGGCCAACAGAAUCCUGUGUGGAAGGGUGAGGAUCCGAGAUGACAUCAAGCGCUUCGCGGAGUCCAGCGUGGAGUUCGUUGACGGGACUGUAGAGGAUGUUGAUGUUGUAAUCUUCGCGACUGGCUACCACAUCCGCUUCCCCUUCAUAGAGAAAGAGGUGUUGGACGUCCAGGAGAACGUUAUGCGUCUUUACAAGAGAGUGUUUCUUCCGGACCUGGAGCACCAGACGCUGGCCUUCAUCGGCUUCUUCAACGUCAAUGGCGCCCUCUGGCCUUUCUUUGAGCUGCAGAGCAGGAUGGCUGUCUACGCAAUGACGGGUGUUAUCAAGUUACCAACCUCUAGAAAGAUAAAAGAGGAUAUCCGAGAGAUGGAAAACAAACGAGCUCAGAUUUCCCCAGACACGCUGCGACAUACUAUCGAGGGGAUAUGGUUUCCCUACAUGGAGGAACUUGCUGAGGUGAUUGGCUGCAAGCCCAACAUUUGGCGACUUCUCUUAACAGACCCCAAGCUCGGACUCAAAGUCCUCUUUGGACCAGUCUUAGGCGCCCAUUAUCGCCUGCAGGGACCUGGACAAUGGUCAGGGGCCCGCCAGUCUAUUCUCACCGCCAUGGACAGGGUUCGCUUCCCGUUUCAGACCCGGAAGAUACCAUCUGGUUUGCCAAGAAGCUUCAACUUGGUCCGGCGUUUGUUGUAUCCAUCCAUCUUACAAAUGCUCGUGUUGUACUUUGCAUUAGUGGUUCUACUAGUGUUGGUUUUCUUUGUUUAAGGCCCAAGCAACUUGACUCUUAUGCGAUACCAGACAGCAAAGAAGUUAAACAGACAAGCAGAUAUAUUAGUAGAUGUGUAGAUAAGUAGUAUUAAGCCAUUGACAACGUGGUUCCUGUACAAGGCUGUCUGUACUUACACACGUUAUGUUGGUUAGACUAAGUACACAUGUGUUGCAUAUGGUGUGAAUAACAAUGAAGAUAUUAAAACAAAUUUCAUUUGAUGUCAAAUUUUAUUAGCUCCCUUUUUUUCAUGCAGUCGCCGAGUGGUUAAGGCGAUGGACUUGAAAUCCAUUGAGAUUUUCCUGCACAGGUUCGAAUCC